Manis javanica (Malayan pangolin) is the source of this 1615-nucleotide messenger RNA. Lineage: Eukaryota; Metazoa; Chordata; Mammalia; Pholidota; Manidae. The record is from RefSeq and is a predicted model, not a curated record.
CUGAUCUGGCCAAAAGCCCAUUAUUGAGCUGAAUGCAGUGUGUGUACCUGGUGCUCUUAACAGGACAUAUUCCAACACAUGCUUCUCGUUUCCUUAUUUCAAAUUUCUCUGCUGUAUCUGAAAUAAUAAUUUUUUGUAUUAAAAAAAAAUGUGACUGUCUUCUGGGAAAAUGGCGGCUCCCGCCCACGCCCCAGAGUCCCCGCUGGCUGCGAAUCUGGCUGGGGCUGCCGAGGAAGCCGAGUUCCCACCGCCUCGCCAGCUGCAGCCCCAGCGCAAUGUCCUCGCUGCCCCGCGGCUUUGAGCCCCAAACUCCCGAGGACUUGGGGCCGCAGAGUUUGGCGGAGCUGCAGGAGAUGUUGAAGCGCCAGGAGAGACUUUUGCGCAACGAAAAAUUCAUUUGCAAAUUGCCCGACAAAGGUAAAAAGGUCUUAGGCUCUGUUGUCAAACUGAAAGCUGCCAUUACAGAAUGUGAAGAAGCUAGAGUAAAAAGUGAACUGUUUCAUCCUGUUAGUGUAGACUGUAAGCUAAGGCAAAAAGCAAUUGCAGUUAUUGAUGUGGACACGGAUAAGGGCCAGAAUUCUGACCAGAUACUUGAUACUUCAUCACUAGUUCCCAGCUGUUCCUCCAUAGAUACCAUCAAGUUAUGUAAAGCAAUUUCACAACAGGGACUUGUACAUCCUAUUCACAAAGGUGAUGAAGAGGCUCCAGACAUUGAGUACACAGUGAACAAGUGUCCAGCUUCCAGCAGCAGAACCAGUGUGCCUUCCUCAUCUGAAGCCAGUGAGCGUCUCCCUCAGCAUUGUGUUUCAAGUCAAGCAGAAGAUAGUUCUAGCAGCUCUGACCACCUGUUUAUUGAUAGGUCACAAAGGAUCACAGUUGCGGACCCAGAUGAGCACCACUCACAAGAAAAUACUGGUACUGAGAAUGAGAUAGGCUUUGGUAGUGGGACACAGAAGAAACCUCAUUACAUGGGAGUGCUAGAAAUUCGAGCCCAAAACCCUGUGCCCCCACCACAUAAAUUUAAAACAAACGCAUUACCUUCACAACAAAAGGAUUCAUUCAGUCACUGGCAGAGAGGAGGGCCCUCCGUUUCCUCAGUAGAAAGACAGCACAGGGACAAGAAGCAUCUUGAUGAUGUCACAGCAGCUCGGCUUAUGCUGCUUCACCGUCUGCCUUCACAGCUCCUCUCCAUAGAAGACUAUUUGGCACUUCAGAAACAGCAGAAACAGAAUUAUGAGGAGAUGCAAGACAAGCUUGCAGCACAAAAAUUAGCAGAAAGACUGAAUAUUAAAAUGCAGAGCUAUGCUCCAGAAGGGGAGACUUGGAGGAAAUACCGAAGGGAUGAAGAUGAUGAUCCGUCCUCCGACGACGAAUUCUGAAGUGGGCUUUGGGAUAAGCUCCUACAUCUGUGCCUGUUGAGAUGUCAUUAUCUUAGAUCAGACUUGCUAACAAGUAUCAAGAUCAGUGUCAGACAUUGAGGGAAAGAAUUUAUAAGGUUAUAAAAAAAGGUAGCUAUAAAAGUAGCCCAGUUUGUCUUUCAGAAGAUAACUGUGCUUGAAAAGUUUCAUAUUUGAAUAUUGUGUUUAGUCACGUAUUAAAAUUUCGCAGUAUGUUG